GCAUAAGAAAAAGUUGAAGUGUAGCCUCAUCGAUCUUCAGUCACAAAUAAUCAUAAGAUGAAGCCAAUUUUGUUUGCAAUCUUGUUGCUUUUGGUUUACGUAAUGUUCUGUCCCUCCUCAACACUUGCAGCUCGAGUAGCAGGGGAGCGAGAUGAUGAGAAAGGAGCAGGAGGUGAUUUUGGAAGAGGUAUUGGAAAUGCUCCACGUGGAAGAACACCAAUACAUCCACCACCUAUUCCUGCUUCUCCCAAUCUUGCUGAUGCUUUUAUUCCUCCAAUUCAUUUACCUCGAACUCCAAUUCCAAGAUUACCUCGACCUCGUUUUCCACACCCGCACCAAUGCGAUCCUGAUAUGCCAGUCUAUGGUGUUUUUUGCCCCCCACCUAGUAAUUAAGCAUUUAACACUUAAUUAAUUAAUAAGUUGAGGUCGAGGUCGUCCAAGAAGAAGCAAUAUUUAUUAACCAGUGUUUCGUUUUAAUUUGUGUGCCUUGUACCCAAAUGCAUAUGUGUUUGUUUUACUAGCCAGUACGUAGAACAAUCGACCUCAAUAAUGUACGUUUCAGUUUGUUGUAAUACUUACUGCUUAUUGUGAAAUAAAACCAUAUAUUAUUGGCCUUCAAUUUUC
Arachis duranensis is the source of this 624-nucleotide messenger RNA. RefSeq lists its product as uncharacterized. Bases 58 to 393 code for a protein of 111 amino acids. Lineage: Eukaryota; Viridiplantae; Streptophyta; Magnoliopsida; Fabales; Fabaceae. The transcript has 2 exons. The record is from RefSeq and is a predicted model, not a curated record.